AUGGAUCCAAAGCCCAAGGUUAAUUUGCCAACAACUUCACAUCAGGUUGGCUCUCCAGCCACGCCUUGCUCGGCGAAAACAGGUUGGUUGAGUUUAUUCUUGCACCAAUCUUGAAAUUUGAAAAUUUCCAAAAAGCUACACAGUGCAAAAUCUUUGAUUUUGAAUAUUUUUCGAUUACUAGUCGAAGUGGAUAAUAUUUUGAUACCUAAUAAAAAAGAAUGCUGUAAACCCCCACGGCACGACAACCCGAAACGGAGAAAAAAGUUUCCCGACCACUUUUGAGAUUCGUCCAAACGAAAUGUCACAGUUGAAAAAACAAUCUUUCCCGGCGAAAAAUCCCACGAAAGGUUUCCUGUGACAUUUUGUUUGAUUUCAAUGGAUACACGAAGUCGGCGAAUCGUCUAAAGGAGCGAGGAAACAAGUCGAGUUGCCGUGCACAGCCUUUUCCCAUCCGCAUAUGUUAUGAUUUCCGCCCAUCGAAUAUUAUCCUUGGGAAUCCGGAUGAUUUACCGCAUUUUAAUGCCAGCGGCUUGUGUAUUUCGUCUUCUGAUGGGAGAUUAAUCGUGGUAUCGAGGGCGGGUGAAGCGUCGAAAAUGCGGGGAAUGAAUUCAAAACAGUUCCGCGGCCACACUUGAGCGGCCCAAAAAAACGGGCGCUCUUCAAACAUUUUGGUCAAACUUUCCGCCGAAAUUAGAAUUCCGUUCGAAUUCCCAAACACCCCGGACCUCAUCCGAUAAUAGGUCCGGUUUAAUUCGGUGCCAAAUCGAGCGGCCGAAACCCGAGUCUGCGCCGGUUUUUUGAAAAGCGAAAGACGAACCGCCCAAGGCACUUUUUGUGGGGGUGAACUCGGCAGAAGAAGAAGACGACGGGGAUUCGAGUGUCAUCUGAAGAGGCUUCGGGGCGUCAACGAUGUUUCAGUCGAGAUCCAAAAAAGGUAAAUCUUAUUUAAUAAAAACGGGAUUGGCCUGAGGGGAUUCGUGUCUUCUUGUUUUUUACUUGGCGUCCGCAAAGAGAAUGGAACGUAAUUUUCGCAACUUCCGCACUCGCAAAAUGCGAGCUCGCUUCUCCACCAAGCAUUGUUUCGGUAAGAAAAGUUAGCGUUGUGAGUCAUCAAGGAAUGUACCCAGAUUUUUAGGAUCUUUCUAGCAAUUAGAAGAGCUCAAGAUGGCUUUUUCUAUCCUUCGCAAAUACGGUAGAAAUCUUCUUAAAUUUCAAAAAAUAGGAUAAAAUUUGAGAUUUGGGAUUAUGAACUUCAUGUAAUUUUAAUAAGAAAAUUAAAACUUUUUUGUAUUUUUUGAGCAAAAUUUUCAAACGUACACCUACUAAGCUUAGAUUUUACUUUCUUUGAUACUUUUGGUAAAGGGAUCCCGAGUUGAUCUCUAAUUGACCCCAAAAGAAGAUGACUUUGGCAGGCACUUUCUCCCGCAAAAAGCGAAUUCUUCCUUCCGCUCGCAACAUGAAGGCCUAAACAUAGAUUAAGACGGGUAAACAUUGGGCUCGCAUAAACGCGGCCGUUCUUUUAACGGUGUUCCAAGAUGUACACUUUUAUAAAUUUACCUUUGGCUGCUUUUUUCGAAUCUGGUUGUAAGAAUCCACUAUCGCAGAUAUAUUAUAUAAAUAAAACUUGUAAAGUUCAAAAUAUACUUUAAUUUCUGAUUGGUUUAGGCGUAAAAGUCUUUGAUUUUUGCCUGGAUUUUACCGUUUCGUUGUAUUGUAAAAUAUGUACGACACAACCUCCUGCGCGAGAUUUUUUUUAAUGACAUGAAAGUGAGGUUAGAAAAACACCAAGUACUAUUUCGGAUACCGUCUGCUAAAACUUACAAAAUCAACAAUUAAUUAUUUAUAAACCCAUCGACUUCUUCUUUGUUAUAGUGUAAAAAGUAAAGGGCAUAGACGCGCAGGGGGUGUGCUGACAAUGAGUAGAUUUUGAAGGGAUUUUAGAACUUUUUUGACGAUUAGGAGUUGGAUAUAAUAACCUUCUUUUUGAAGUUUAAAUUUAUGCAAAUGAUGUCUUAUUAUUAGAAAUCUCCUCUGAAUUUUAAUACACAUUUGUUUUGGCCUCUAAAUUUAAACUUUCCCCACUUUCUAAACAAUGUUAGUCAUUUUUGCUUUUCGACCCAAAUUUUCUAUCCCAAUGGCAUUUUUUGACUGUCAUAAACAACCUGUUGUCACUCUAAAAUCUUUAUUUUCCCAACCUUCAACUUGGAUUUCUCCGAAUCCCACGUGGAGACAGAGGCUGUGGAUAUAAUAAAAGAGAACCUUCUCCUUUCCCUCCGCGGUCUCUGAAGCGUCUUGACUUCUGAUACGAGAUGCCAUGGCCAAGUUGUCGGUCUGCGUGGCUAAAUUAGACGGCGAAGAAAGGAAUUCGAAUUGAAUUCUCUCACUUUCCGCGGGCUUUUUUUUACUUCUUCAGGAUUUGCAUAAACUUUACUGGAGAUUUGAACGAGUUUUUUUGAAGAAGAGGGCUUUAUCGCCUCCGGGAAAAGGCGCAGUUCUUAUCAAAAUAAAUGGACUUGGGCUCGUCCAUGGAUUUAUUUAUGGCCUCCAAAACUUGGGCCUUUUUUGGGAGGCGCCGUUUGUUUUUCUUGCCUCAGGGCACAUGCUUGAUUGGAACCUAUUUAAAUGGGGACUAAGGUGUUUUCAAGGGGUCUUUAAGCUAUAUUCGAGACUUUAGGGCAUGAAAUUUUAUGGCAAAAACCUGGGGGCAUUCAAUUUAGGGCUUAAGCCUUGAGGGCAUGAAGUUUCAAAUUUUCGAUCUAAGUUAAUGUAUUCAAAUAAUAUUGAAUCUAAGAUCUAAGAGCAUAUGAUAAACGUAGAAACACCUAAGAGAAUCGUGUUUAGGUUUGAACCCUUCGGUGCGUAUCCGACCAAAAAUCCCUUAGGGCAUGGACCUCCAAAAGUCCCCGAAAUCCUUUGGAAGCACAGAAUUUGUACUUUCGCUGUUUAUUGGGACCUAAAUUAUGGCCAAGCAGGAAUAGUGUAGCCUCUAAGGAGCUCAGAAAAUAUUUACAAAAAAUUCCAAAAAUAUUUAUUUUUUUUAUUUCAAUUCCGAUUAAUUUCUAAAUAGUAUUUUUUUUAUUUCAGACUUCAGUUCGAUCAUGGCCACAACAAGAGCGGCAACGUGUAAGUCAACAACUUUUUCAUUCGAUAUUCUUGCCUAGAUCUGUUAUUCGAAAAGGAGAAGUCUCCAGUUUUGGGACUCAAAUUUGCAUUUAGAAAUUUUGCAAAGCGGGGUUUUUUAGUACUCUUUGUGAAUGAGAAAAGUUGUUUUGGAUCUACGAUCAUAAAACCUGGUUAUGGGAUUUAGGAAAAAAAGUAUGAACAGGCGAAUUUUGAAGUAAAAAAGAAAGAAAAAACAUUGUAAAAUAAAUGUAAGCAUAAUUUUAGUGAUUUUUCAAUUGAAAAACGGGGGUUUUUAUAGCGGAAAUUCUUUCGAAAUUAAAUUUCCAGGUCUGAAGUUUUAUAAAAUGGCUUUAUUAUUUACAUGUUCGUUUCUAAAUGUUUUAUGCAAAUUUCUGGAAUGUUUUUUGAAGGAAAAAAUUAUUUAAAAAAUUGUUUAGUGUCAAGAAAAGCAGUGAAAUUUUAUAGCAGAGUUUUUGCUCUGGUUCACAUAAAUAACUUCCUUUUACCCCAAGAAACAUUCAAUAACCCGGAAAUUGAACACAAUUUUUAACACAAUCACAGUAUCUCCACGUGAACCCACUCAACCAUGCAUAAUAUCGUAACCAUCCUCCUGAAAACCCUCGGAUAAUUUACGAAAACUUUCUUUUCCAGUCCUCCAAAUGUUACCAGAGCCAAUCCAAAUUUUUUUGUUUAUUCGCCUCAUAAUUACGGCUGAAAUAUGAAAAUUCCGUGGCAUUUCCCGCUUUCGGCUCCUUAGCGUGACAUUUGAAGCCUCCAGAAAGGAUUUUUGAGCGCAUUUUUGUGGCCCAAGAUGCGGACAAUGAAAGGAUGGGAGGGUUUUUGAAAAAUACGUUUAUUUCAUUAUCGAAGCCAGAAGUAAAUUUGAGUUAUUUUAUUUUCGGGAAGUGAGAAAAAAAAGGUUUUAUUCUUAAAGAUUCUUUUGCGGUAGCACAGUUUUUGUUUCGUUUUUUUUGAUGACCAAAUGUGUCAUAAAUCAUGUCGUUUGGACGUUUCUUAUCUUGGAGAGCCGUUUCGAUCUUCAAACUUGCUGGGCCAUGAAAUUUUAGGGCUUGAAUUAUUUAUUCGAAAAUUUUUUCUUUCGGAAAUUUGAGUGGAUUUUUUGGAGGUAAAGGUGUUUUACCUGGCUUUUGGAGGUGUUGGAGACUCUGAAUUAUGCUUUUGGAAUAUUUCGAUUGGGCAUUUCGAUGUUGGUUUGGUUAGAGUAAACAUUAAAAUUAAAAAGUUUUUAUGGUGGUGCCAAUUGGCACUUUUUAAAAUACAGCUGAAGUAUUACUGUAAACUUUCUCUGAGGAAAUUAUUUUUAGUUUCGGAAGUUUUAUGAAAAAAAAUAAAUUUUUGUAAUUUUUAUUGAAAAUUAUGAUUUUUUCAAAUAUUUUCUCGAAAAAAUCGCCGGAAGUUCUCUGCGAUGAAAUAAAAUCACUAAUACUGAUUAAUAGGCCGUUUUGUUACAAGCAAUUUCGAUAACAUCACUCCAUAAUCUCCCCAUUAGUUUUUAUUUUCUCUCCUUUCUUCACCCCAAAAAACAACAGCGUCGGUUAUGAAUAAUUUCUAUGUUGUGGCCAUAUGUCUUGGCCUUUCGUGUGUUCAUGACAGCUUUGUUCAUCUACAGCCGCAAACGGAACGAAUUCGAAUUUUUAAGCGAAAAAGAAGGGCUUGUUUCCUCCAGAAUGUCCCUCUAAUUCGUCGGCACCAGAAACCCCACCGCCCCGUGCUUUCUGGCUUGGGGGUCGUGUUUCGGGCCUGAGGAGAUUCCGGCGAGUAUUCUGGGACCGGCACUUCAUACAUUCUCAUUCGCUUGUUGUCGGAGUCCCUUUAAUUCGGCGGCCCGGUUGAUGACGGCGGAUCAAUGGCCUAUCUCCUCAAAUAUUAUACAUGUAAUGCGGGAGGAAAAGGGGGAAAACUUGAGAUCUUUAGCAUGAGUUUUGCCAAAGAAAUCACCAAGAUUUUUUGGGUAAAAGGUGCAGAUUUUUCAUAGCUCUUUUUAAUUUUUGGGUCCAAAUUGGCAGAAAAAGGCAAGGAUAUCAGUUCUUUCACAUUUUUCAUUAAUUGAUAUACCCGUUUUUAGUCUCGGCCAAGAUCCGAACGCUGACGGAUUUCCAUUCCCGGAUAUCGGGUAAUCAACAGCCUCCAUCGAAUGCCGAAGUCAUCACCACUCUGAAGUACUUUACACAGACUCUUAUUGGGUGAGAUUACCAAAAAAAUUUAUGUUUUUUGUCGAAAAGUUUAAAAUUCUUUUAUUCCUUUCCAGAUUUCUCAAAGACAUCUCCCCCAAAAAUGGUCAUUUAUUUGUAAAAUUCACGGCCGAUGCGCAACGCUCCAAUUUAUAUCCGAAUCUGAAUUACUCCGGCCUUUUUUACGGCAUUGUAAACCUGCUCGAUGUGUUCCCCUUGAUCCAAACUGGCCAAGCAGCCAUUGGCGAGUCCAUUCUGGACUGCCUCAAGGCCUUGUACUUCUUCUUGGACCGGGAUACGGUUGAUCAACUGCCCAUCUUGAUUGCCUCCCAAUUGGAUGUGUUCUCGCAUGAUCUCCAUAAGAAGAUUGUCAGUCUUUUAACCGAGUGUAUUCUACCAUAUACCCUGAGUGAUGACUGUUAUGGAGCGUUGAGUGUCCCAGUGGUAUUAAUGCUCGUGUUACAGCAACAUUCCGACCCCUGUGAGUGAAAUUUUUUUUGGGAUUUUUUUGGAAAAAAGUGACAUCAUUAUCUAUUUUUAACUGGAUCUUUCUUUUUUCUCACAAUUUUCAGGUUGAAAGAAACAAAAAAUUUUUAUUUUUUUCAAAUUUUGAGACGGCAAAUUGCAAUUUUUAUGUGAAAUGGAAAGUGUAAGAUUUUUACAGAAAGGUCAUAUUUCUUGGUCAAAGAUCAGAGUGAUAUGGCAAAAAAAUCCAUUUAUUUGUAUUUGAAAAAUUUUCCCGUUAAAAAAGAUGUCAUCGUCUUAUUUUAUCGUCAUUUUUUCUUUUCUUAAUCUAUUUUUUAGCGCUUCACACUUGCCUAGUAGAAAAUUUGAUGGCCCACAAAAACUCGAUGUAUGCGGUAAGUAAUUACCAUCACAUCAUGUACUAUUACACUUUAGGAGCUCAUCGCCGUAAUAGCGAAAGGAACGAGCGAAGCGAGAGUGUCGGCGGCCAAUCUCUUGUUCCAUUAUUGGCCCAUUAUCAACCCACAUAUCAUCCAUCGAAAGGCCAUUCAGUAUCGAGUCCAUGGUGAGAAUAAUACGAGUUCCAUAUUUGGAGAAUGUCAUUACUUAUGUUAUGUUCAUGUUAUUCCUUUUUCAGCCUGGUCCACCCCUCCUUGUCAGCACAUUAACUGCGCUGACAAAUCCCCAGCCAUGAAGCGCAUUUACGAUCCGGUUUUAUGCGCCAAGAUGGGAGAUUCUGCCCCUCCAAUGUUCUUAUGCAAAAGUUGCGCAGAUGAUAUUGAAACCGAGGAUCCGGUCAGAUAUAUUUCACAACCAAUGCCCGCUUCAAACUCAACGAUCUGCCAAAACAAAGGGUGUGAAUCUGCGAAUAGGGUGGCAAUUGGGACUUGUUUUCACGAUGAUUGCAUCAGAUCUCAUGGGUUUGUGCCGCUGAGACUUUGCCAGGUGAGAAAUUGAGCGAUAAACAAGGCUUUUUAAGAUAUGCGGUAAAGCAAAUAAUAAACUUUGCGUUUGACCGUUAGUUUAUUUUCAGGAAUGCCUCCAAGCCCUUCAUUCGCUGCCAGACAAAGCCAACCAUCUUGUUCAUGCUGGCCUAACCUGUGCUUGGGACUCUGACAUUGAACGCGACAUGGUGGAAGCUGUUGUGAAACUCUUGAAGGAGACCUCGGGCCAGUUAGAAGGUCAGGAAGGAGAAACGAAACGACCGAAAUGGCUCCGUCAACUUGAGGCUGGCCAAUCUUUGGGAAAGGAUAUAGAUAAUAUGAGCGACGAGAGGAGGAUGUUGAGUAGGUUUGGAAUAUGGCUAAUGUCCGCGUUGUGCCCACCAUCCAAGGAGGCGCCCGAUGUCGGGGUGGGAUACAUAAUGAGUAUGUUGUUCCAAUGGUUUGCGACCACCGCGUUGCUGCCGAAUGACUCAAUGGGAGCGGCGUUGGAGCAGCUCAAAACUGAUGUAAGUUAACUCGAAGCAAGCUGUAGAUUUUCUUCAAGUUUUUGUAUAGACUACCUUUACUAAUCAUGAUUCUAAGAAAAUAUUUUUCUAUCCACACUUACAGUUUGCGUCUGAUUGGCUGAACAUGGCGAUUACCAAUCAUUACGAUGUGUUCAUCUCAAUCCUCAAUCCAAAUCUUCCGGAUUAUGCUCAAGUGGGCGGAGUCUGGGACAAAUUAUGUUCCCGAAAGGACCAGCUCAAAGAAGGGCUGUCAAAACUUUUGUCGCUAAUGCCAUAUGACGUCAUCUCCAUGGACACUUGGAACAUAGUUAUCGCCAAUUGGCUUCGAGUUAUUGCUGAGCCAUCAGACGACGAGGAUUUCUCGGAACUUAAAGUUUUGCUAUGGUAAGAUCGAAGGCAAUUUCCGACCUUAUUUUAGAUAAAAAAUAGAUUUUUAUUUUCAUGUCUAGUGUAAUAUAAAAAUUUUUCCAAUUUCAGUAAAAUCUUUGAGCCCGAUCUCUGCCCUCUUCCAUUUGAGCAGAAGAAAGUGUUUGAAUUUAUUUUCAAUCGGCUUUCCACUGGCAAUUACAACGAAGUUCUUGAUGCCUUGGAUUGGCUCCAUCUACUCUGUCGAAUGGAUAUUCGAAUUUCCAUGGAUAUGAUCCUAGAAAUGGCCACAUUAUGUCUCCGAAGAUCUCAUGAGAUCAGACCUCAAAUUAAUCCAGAAGAUGAUUUGGAUGAGGACAUUGGACCGAUGGCUGUUCAGGUGGUCAUGGUGGAUAUUAUCGCUCAGCAGGUAAUUUUUUCUAAUAUUUUUGAAAAAAUCUCACCUGAACCGUCCCUAAAACACCAUAAUUCUUUUCCAGAUGAAGCUAAACGAAGGUUCCAACGAGCUGAACGAUCACAAGGACCAGUUAUUCGUCGUGAUGGCUCUAAUUAUGCAAUACCCUGAGGGCACAUCCAAGUUCGACUCUCAUUCCUGCCAAAACCCGGAGGCCGAUCAAUUCUCGGAUUGUAUUCGUUGUCAACAAGCGGUCUAUUUGUAUCAAAUUGUGAUGCAAUUGGUCGAACAAUUGUGCCCAAAGACGGAGAUCAGGAUAGAAGUUGAUGACACAAAUCACAGUGAUUGGCUGGCUGAAGCUCAAAUGUCGGAGAGUAUAACUACAGUAUCCAGACAAGCGUCGAAUCCGUUGUCUCCGAGGAAUGCGAUCUCAAGUGCUGGUGGGUUUUUUAUAUCAAAAUCUAUGCAGUAAUUUUCGAAAAUUUAAUUUUUUUCGCCUAAAAAAUCAAAAUUUUACUUGACAAAAAAGUAUUGAAUGUUUUGAGGUCAAAGCCCCGGAGCGUUUUCCAAUUUUCCUCAGCCCCAAUUCAAGGACUUUUUGGCUAGCCCACAAUAUCUCCAGGCGACCAUGGAGAGUCCUGCCUAUGACGAAUUUGCCGGGGUUCUGCCCUCCGAAGAGAUUGAGACCGCUUUCGCUCAACAAGUUACGGUGACCGAGCGAGAUCUUGGUCAUGAAACUUGCCAGGUCGUUACUGAGACAGUGCUGGACAAUUUGAACGACAGUCCUUCCAAUCCGACGUCCAGGGACAAUCAGUUUUGGGACACGUCAGUGGGGAGAUUCAAGUUUACAAUUGAUCAACUGCCGCCUCAACUGCAGUUUGUUCACAGUCUGUUAAUGGUAAGGAGACUGCAUGCAGUGGUUUGAGAGGACUUGAAACUCAUUGUAUCCAUUCGAUGCCUUCCGUAUUCUACCGAAUCUAUCUUUCAGAACAUUGAGCGGGAACUUGAUCCAGAUGUCCAAUAUUUUCUGCUCGUCAUCCUCAAGUACUUGUGCCUUCAUACCGGAGCUCUGAGUCAUGCCAAGCGGGAGUAUCGAGGGUAUUUGAUCUGGACUCAGGAGAACUUGCUGAUCCCCAAACUUUGGGGUCUUUUGAAAAGUAAUUUCGCUCAAGGAGGCCAAAUCGCGGUCCCUUUGAUCAUCCACGCGAUGACAUUGCCUUGCGGGGAGGAUGUGUUCUGGAAUGUGGUGAACAAAGACUUUACCAGCGAAAAAUGGGAGGUCAGAUUCAAGGCUGGUAAGUGUUAUAUAACAUUGCCAAAUAUCAUCAUCCUGCUUCCCCAAAUAUAUAAUUUUAGUGGAGCGAAUCUAUGUGUUGGCCCAUUUGGUCCCAUCAAGUCCAGUGAAAGCCAACAAACUUCUUCAGACUUGUUUGAGCUGCGCGUUCUCUCACCUGAUUGUAUCGGUUAACGAUCCCAACGCAGCGGUAGCGCAGAGAACGCUAUUGUCGUUGCAGGCCAUGCCUUCGCAGGCGCUGAAUGUGAGUCAGGAUUUGAUUUCACCUCAAACGCUUAUUGUUGCGACAAGUUUUGGUUUGAAAAAAGUCGAAAAGACGACACUCAUCGUCAAGUUUUGAAUAAAAAAUCUGACUGUUGUGCUUUGAGGAAUUCACCGCGAAAAUUUGGCUGACAAGUCAAUCUUUUUUGGAUUGAAAAAUACUUUUUUCAGCUGAUCUGCUACUGCCUAGAGAGUCAAUUCGACUCCUGUAUCCUCGACCGCCCUCUAAUCAUCGGUCGAAUCUUUUUGCUGACCCAAAUUGUUCCAAAUCAAAACUUUUUCUCUUGGGAUUUCUUUAUCCAAAGAUUCGAAACCCUGGCUUUGGAAGCCCAGUUAAAGCGGCAGCAAGGAGAGCACACUUUCGUGCAAGGUAAGAGCCCACAAACUGCUGUUUAUGCGACUUGUACUUCCUCAGAUCUCCUCCACACCGACCCAAUGAGUGAAUUGUACCAAAGAAAGGUGACCAAGGCCAGACAAAGUCUGAAUGAAGCCUGCUCCGUCCGAUCGAUUGUGAAGAGCCUGAGGGAAAAUUCGCUAAAACACCAACUCACGAUGAGUGCCAAAAUCGAAAAAGGUCGGUUUUGUCGCAAAAAUGGUCUAAAUUAUCCGAAAAUUGUCUUUUGCAUGACCUGAAUUGAGAUUGUUUUGGUCUGAUUGGAGUUUUGAACUUGUUUGCAGUCCAAAAUGAGUCGUAAAAUCCCCUGAAAAUCCAAUUUUGCUCUGUUUUUUGCAGUGUCAUUUUGAGCUUAAAUUUAAGUUGGCUUUGGUUUUUGGACCGCUUUUUUUCAAAGGAAUUGGUUCAAUGCGUUUGGAAAUCAUCAAGUAUUAGGCUGUUUGAGAUUUCGCAAAAAAUAGCCUAACUUCUGAUUCUCAUCCGCAUCCGGGCUGUUUUUUGGAUUCAAAAUUACAUUUUGCCUCUCUGACUUUUCUCGGUCUACAUAUUUCACAGCCCAAGAGAUCCGCGCCCGCCGCACCACUCACUUGCGUGGCCGUCGUGGGGCCACAACGGGCGCAGAUGUGGCCCGCAUCAAGCUGCGGAAGGUGAUCAUGAUGGUGAAGGUGGUGAAUGCGUUCCGCAGCAUCACCGAUCGCAUCUACCAGUUCACGCCGAAGCCGGGCAAGCGAUCGCGCUCCUCCACGCCCGAGCCGGGCUUCAUCGAGCAACAGGGAGGACCGAAUGUCCAGCAGACGGCCUUGACCGCCAUCUCGACCGCGUUCCCGCGUACGGUGAAGUGAUGUGCACGAUGCUCUCUUUCCCCGCUUGUUGUGGUCCCCCUUUCUUCUUUUGCCGGUUUCCUGUUUUUUUGUUCAUCAUUUGAUUUAUUUUUCCCACAUAUUUCCGUUUAAUCAUCUGUCCUACUGUAACACGGGCUUCAAUUUCGUACAUUUUACUCUUCCAUUUUCCUCAACUAAUCUGUUUUCCAACUUUUUUUGAAGUGUUUGAAGCAUUAUUGACUUAUUUUAGUGGAUUCUACGGAAGCUUCGACCAUUUCACAGGCUGCGCAAGAGGCUGGAAGUAAGUUUAAUAAUAAAAAUCUUAUAAUCUGAAAUAAAUUUAGUUUUAAUUCGAAAUUAUUUGUAGGUCAAUAUGGACGUCUCCGCGAAUUUACGGAUGAAGAAUCCAACCUCUGCUUACUCCUCAAUCGAGUUGUCGACAUGGAGAACCCAGAAAGGCAUACAGUUUACAUUACAGUAGCCCUUUUCGUUCAUUUCUUGUCAAACAAAAAGCAAACCAACGAUGAAAAGGCCUCGGCGAAGAAGCAAAGUGUCCUUCUAAGGCAUUUCAACACUCUUCUUGGCUUCAGUAACUCCGAGAAAUGCUUUACAAUCCCUCCGCAUCGAAUGAGAAGAGCGGCGGUUUGUAAUGCUUUUAUUCUCGGGUUGGCACAGAUUCUGGAUAACAAUAUGAUGAUCGGAAAUCAGGUAAAAAGAGUGGAGAUUGGAUUAGCUUGUUAAUUUCAGAUGCUCCCAAUCAUAGUCCAGCUACUUGUACACCUCCCUUCGCCUCAAAAGUUCGCGAGUGAUUCGAGUACCGCUGACUACUCGUUGAGUCUGUUGAGUCAAAAUCUGCGGUACCACUGGCUCCAUUCUGUUAUCCUCAUUCUGUACAAAGUAAGUAAUGCAAGAAAGAUGGUGAAUUCGGACAAAAUAUACAUUAGACUUGACAUCAAAUCUUUCAGUAUCGUUUCGACGCUCUUCCUGUCAGCGAUUUGAUCACAAAGCUGAUGAUGAUUGUCAUAGCGACGUUGGAAUGUCAUUGCCAUGUAUUUGAGUGCAAUGCGACAGAAGCCCAUACUCCAGAAUUCGAGGAAUGGUCGGAUUCUUCGGAAGAGUCGGAAGAAGAAAAGGUGAUAAAAGAAGAGGAAGACGACCACACAAAGAUGUAUCAGAUGGCUGAGGAAGGAGUUUUGAGUCGACCGGAGAGUCUCAAAAUGAAUAAGGAUUUGAAAAACAAUCAGCCAGCUAUUAUUGAGCCGGUAAGAAGCGAUAUUAUAUUAGUCAUCAUAUUUGACCCAUUUUCGGAAAAAAUGGCUCAAACUUUGAAAUUUUUAUGUCCAAAACAAUGUCAUUUUUCUUCCAGGAAGCAGGACAAACUCCCUCAAAAUUAUUGGCCAAUUCACGCAGAAAUAAACGAAAAGGCCAGAGGAAAAAGAAGAAGUUGGUGAGAGCCGAGUGCGUCCGGCUGUCCUGCACUUAUUGUAAUGCCCCCAUCGAAACCUUUGAUGAGGAAACAAUCAGUUUAUGUCUGAUCUCACUCUCCACCUUCCUUCAUCGAGAGUCGUCAAUGGCUGCGCCGUUGUUAUUCAGGAUCUUCAAAACAGUCACAAAUUUCAUCCAUUAUCCGAUGUAUCCGUGGAAUGAAAACAAUGUUUUUGUGCCGGGAAACAGUCAAAGUGUUGCCAAACAGUUAAUCAGAGUUAUUGUUCAUCAGGUAAGUGGUGCAUUCCAAAAAACGAUUUUUUACCUAUUUUUUGUAGUAAAAAAUGAGAUUUGUUUUUUUUUUCCGAAGAAAGCUCUGAAGUAUUAGGUCUAGAAGUAUGACUCCGCCGUUUUUUUCUUUUGCAUUUUUUUACAGGCUGCAGCAAUGUUUAAAAAUUUCUUUUGAGAUCCCCUUUCAAAACGCUAUCUAUUGAUUUAUUUUUUGGAUAGUAGGCCUUGACAUAGCGGUUUUUAUGAAGCUUCAAAGAUGACCAACUUCGUCCCUGGAAAAUCGUCAUUUGCGGGAAAUUUUACCCUGCACGUGUAACGCGAGGGAAAACGUUUUUAAUGCAUCAAUUGCUUAGAGAAGCUUAAGUUAGUUGUGCUUAGUUAGAAAAAAUCCGUGGGGAACGGGUUUAACGGUUCUAGCCCCGUGAUUUUCAAACCCAUCUAAAAAAAUUGAAGAUUGAGAUUACUGGAUACAAAGCGAUGCCCAUACACAAAAAAAGUUGGCCGUGGUGCUCGAAGUGCCACAGAAAGGAGUUUCACGCAGUUUUCAACGAAUUGAAAAGAUCCAGAGAGAACGGACUUGGGUGUCUUAUGGAAUGACCUACAACAAUAUAGAGAACUUGCGAAAUUUUGAUAGGCAGACCAAAAGGAAGCUAUUUUUGCAUCGUUUUAUGGCCACAGACGAAAAACCCAGCGAUUCUGAGAACCCGAAGCGCAUGCGACCGCAUAGUCUAACACUACCGGUAAGAAAGCAUUGCGCUGUAUAUGAUCACAUAAACAAGUUGUUCUUCACUGUAAGCUCUUGAAACUUGGUAAAACGGUUAUUGGCCUCCGUCGACAACAGUGGCCGAUGCAAUUGAACGGAGAGAUAUGACCAAAGCGGGCGGAAUGACCAAUUUUUAUUUUGCUGCAUGAUCGCGCUAGAACCCAUGUUGAAAAACUGGUCAAGGACACCCCAGAACAGCUAGGAUGGGAGGCCCUACCUCUCCCGCUAUACUCUACGGACAACGAGCUUUCAGACAAGCACUUAUUUCCACCGAUAGCACACGACCUGAGGCAGCAGCGCUUCGCUAAACACAAUGAUGCCAAAAAUUAGGUUGAUAUUUGGAUGGCUUCAAAACAGCCAAAAAAAAUUUUUGGUGGAUUGAAAAGUUGACCAAAUUACGGAAACACCUCGUAAUUAAUAGUAGAAUAUAAAAAUGGAUGAAGUUUAGGGUAAAAAUUUUUUGCUAUGAUCAAAACAAUCAGCAGAAAAAAACGGCGGAGUCAUACUUCUAAACCUAAUAAUACGAAACGAUGCUUUUCAGUUCUCAACUAGCGGAAUUGCCCUCCAACUUUUCGACAGUAAAAUCGAGAAGCCUUUGCAAUUCUGGGAGACUAUUUGUAAAUCUCUUUUGGACUUCAACGACCUCAAUCCGAUUGCUUUUAUCCAAUGUCUUCUGGAUGACAUGAUGAAUAAUUGGAGCUUGAAAUUGGAUCGAAUCUUCCAUAAUCUCUCCGCUUUUAUCUCCUUCGUCCCACUUGAUGCCCACUUUUCCAAUUGGACAUCGGUUGUUGGGCAAUUAGACUCCUUCUUUAGACGAUAUCAAUCUCAGGUAGGACAAGUCUUCCAGACAAAUAAAAGAAUGUUUAGAUCGUCGCGGAAAAUAAUAAUAACGGGAAUAGUCAAAGGAGGCCCGUUACGACCGAGUUCAAGAGUCUGAUUGUGAUCAUGUCUCAGGUUAUGAAGGUUCAGAACUUCUCGACCUUCAAAACUUCGGUCGCCAUGGUUGAGGCAUACGGUAAAUGGAUGACUGAGGUGUUACAUGAGUGUAAAGCGGACCUCAAGGACUUAUUAUCGAUAUGUUCCAUCUGCAAUCGGGCAAUGCAUCGGGUAAGGAAAUCAAAAUUUUAUUGUCGAUGAUAAAUGAUGACAAAAAAUAUAUUAUUAUUCUCAAAUCAUACCUUUUGUCGGAUCGUAGGGACAUUAAUAUGUAAAUUUGUAAACUCUUACCUCUAUUUAGGGCAAUAUACAGCUGGUGUUGCAUAGGAAAGUGUACGUCUUUGAUUAAUAUCGUAUUUUUAGGAGCGGGACAAGCAAUGCCUAACCAGAGUAAUCGUCACCGAACUCGUUCAUGCCAUCAAAUUUCGCUGCGAAUUGGUUGAACCAAAUUACAUGAACAUAGUCAAGAUAAUCCUCCAAGAUUUUGGUGAGAAUGUCUCAGACGAGAUCCCAGAUCUGGACCAAUACAGUACUGGCGGAUCCGAGGCUAUCCGUCCUUUCCUGUCAGAUCUUUUGGAAUUCAUCGCUGAUCUCCAUGUCUUGUCCAAACUGAAGAAACAGACGAACAGCGAUCGUAUGGGAGGCGAUCUAAAGGUAAGUUGAGGGUCGUUGACACACCCUCCAAUUCGGUGGUCAGCUUAUUUCGUCAAAAUUAAAUUAUAUUGUUUUAGGCCGGUCUAGCUGAGAUCCUAGCCUUGGAAAUGAGUCGUCCUGCUCAUCGUGACAAUCGUACAGUUGGAAGAUUUAUCCCGUGGCUUCUAUCCCCUCCCAACAUUACUCAAGCAGUGCCUGGAGCCUUUGCUGAGAGUGUAACCAACGUCCGAGUCCUUUCUUGGCUUUUAUUGGGGGCUCUUCAUGCUAAUCAAGACUGUUUCCCUGUGCCUAUCAACUGCUCCAAUCAUAUGGCGGACUACAUUCACUUUGUUUUAGCGGGAUUUGCCGACCAGUCCAAGGUAAUAUCGACAAAAUGAUCAUUUUUAUUUUCAUGCCAGCAUUCGCCUAAAACAAUAUGAUUCCAGCAAUCAGUAGUGCACAUGUCAGCUCUUUUCCACGCCUUCCAUCUCUGUCAACUUUGGACUGUCUAUUGCGAGAAGGCGGCGGCUGUAAAUGAAGACAGUUUCCAUAAGGCGCCAGAAAAUAUCGUUGAUUUCUGGAGUCGAGUCACCCCCGCGAUCCUUCAACUACUCGCUCAUUCCAAGGUCCUCGCCGAUAUGGUCAAUCUACAUUUCGUGAAUACCAUCCAAGCUCUUCAGCAGUGCAAUUCGGCGACUCUGUGUCAACUGUAUCCCAUGUGGCAACCCAUUCUAACCGUCUAUCACUCUCAAAUUCCGUCUCAACUGCGGAUAAAAUUGGAUGCUUGUGAGAAUCAGCAGCCAGUUGAUGCUCAGCCAUUGGGCCCGUGGUUGAAGAAGGUCCGCUACAAGAUUUCUCAGAUCGAACUUCAGACAUCAGCGGCCUCUCCGUUCUACAAUGUCUGA
Molecule: messenger RNA, 15713 nt
Organism: Bursaphelenchus xylophilus (pine wood nematode)
Lineage: Eukaryota; Metazoa; Nematoda; Chromadorea; Rhabditida; Aphelenchoididae
Source: the annotation of a GenBank genome assembly